Molecule: messenger RNA, 3575 nt
Organism: Schistosoma mattheei
Lineage: Eukaryota; Metazoa; Platyhelminthes; Trematoda; Strigeidida; Schistosomatidae
Source: the annotation of a GenBank genome assembly
AUAUUUGUUCCUCAGUUUACACUAGACUUCGAGAUGCAGAUUUUUGUGAAGACAUUGACUGGUAAAACGAUCACUUUGGAAGUCGAACCGAGUGACACCAUUGAGAAUGUGAAGGCUAAGAUCCAAGAUAAAGAAGGAAUUCCACCCGACCAACAGCGUCUGAUCUUUGCUGGGAAACAGCUGGAAGAUGGUCGUACAUUGUCUGAUUACAAUAUCCAGAAAGAGUCCACUCUUCACUUGGUGUUGCGUCUUCGUGGUGGUAUGCAGAUUUUUGUGAAGACAUUGACUGGUAAAACGAUCACUUUGGAAGUCGAACCGAGUGACACCAUUGAGAAUGUGAAGGCUAAGAUCCAAGAUAAAGAAGGAAUUCCACCCGACCAACAGCGUCUGAUCUUUGCUGGGAAACAGCUGGAAGAUGGUCGUACAUUGUCUGAUUACAAUAUCCAGAAAGAGUCCACUCUUCACUUGGUGUUGCGUCUUCGUGGUGGUAUGCAGAUUUUUGUGAAGACAUUGACUGGUAAAACGAUCACUUUGGAAGUCGAACCGAGUGACACCAUUGAGAAUGUGAAGGCUAAGAUCCAAGAUAAAGAAGGAAUUCCACCCGACCAACAGCGUCUGAUCUUUGCUGGGAAACAGCUGGAAGAUGGUCGUACAUUGUCUGAUUACAAUAUCCAGAAAGAGUCCACUCUUCACUUGGUGUUGCGUCUUCGUGGUGGUAUGCAGAUUUUUGUGAAGACAUUGACUGGUAAAACGAUCACUUUGGAAGUCGAACCGAGUGACACCAUUGAGAAUGUGAAGGCUAAGAUCCAAGAUAAAGAAGGAAUUCCACCCGACCAACAGCGUCUGAUCUUUGCUGGGAAACAGCUGGAAGAUGGUCGUACAUUGUCUGAUUACAAUAUCCAGAAAGAGUCCACUCUUCACUUGGUGUUGCGUCUUCGUGGAGGUUAACUUUAUUUCAGUUCAUUUACCUUAAUAAACUUUUAAUUUAACUUAGUUCUCUAUUUGUUUUGUUCUUGAUUCUUCGUGUGUGUGUCUAGUGUAACUGUGACUCCUAAUCAAUGUAGAUUUGCUGGUGUUAUGCAAUUAAGCCUAUCGAGUUAUGUUGUGCCAGUUACCUGAAUUUAGUAAGUUUCGAUGUUCUGAUUUUAUUAGGAUUAGUGUCGUAUUGAUUUGUAUCCGUCCUUGAUCUUACUGCGUUGGUCGCUUUGCUAACUUGGAUGUUCGUCGUACGUUAUUGCCUGCUCGGACUCGUAUGCUGAAGUGUACGUGCGUCCUGUCAACUAGUAAUUAAUGUUCGUAAAAAGUCUCGUGGAAAAGUUUACAUGCUCUAGGCUAGCCGAAUAUAUAUAUAUUCUCUUCAUGACUGUCCGGGUGACAUGUGCGUGAGUCCAGACUACCUGGCUGAGGUCCGAGUAAUCGUUUUUAACAGUGGCUACGGACUGGUUGACAUAACUAAAAAUAGUUCGCAGUAGCCCGGGCGCGUUUAUGUGAUCUUCCCUUUGAUUCUAAAUCGAAGUUUUAGUUGUUAGUCCAUACUUUCCCAAGCUAUCUGCGAUGCUUGUUCCUUUUGUCACCAUUGCAGUUACUACUCCUGACAACCUGGGUAUGGUUUUGAUAAUUUCGUCUUACCAUGAGAAUGGGGCGUGAAUGGUGAACCAAGCGCAGGAGGUUAAUAAUAUCGAGGACUUCGUGAGCUCAUCUUUUCAAUUAUAAUCGGCCAGACUCUUGACCGGUAUCUUUACUGAAAACCAGUUUUGAAAUAAAUAUCUUAGUAAGUUUUGCGGCGUGGCUUGAUGUCAUUUUAACGGGACUAGCGUGUUUGUUUCCAGGAGCUCUUCAUGAAUGAGGUGUCAUUUGUCUCAUUGCCCUAUCAACUUUUCUCAACCUCGUCAAAUAUAGGUGUGAUAACGUAGUCCUGCAUGGUAUGAGGUUGUGCGCAAUCGUUCGUUAUGCCUAACGUGUCAGCAUCGUCUUAGCUUUUACAGGUUGGGGCUUGAUGUUUUCGCCCGAAUCAAUAGCCGUUGUGCGACAGUUCGUUAACCUGAAAGUAAAGCGAGCGUCUGGUAUUUCCACGUUUGUUCACAACACUGCUGUUAGUUUAUUCAAUAGUUUGAUUGAUAAUGCUUAUUAGUCGUCCGUUAACGUAUAAACAGACUUUUAGUUUGUACUGGUUCUUAAUUUCUAGGCUACAGGAAAAUCUCAGUCUCCUUAGACGUGGGAUGUUGAUAUCAGUAUUCCUCUUAGGCGUUAACUGGUUAAGUAUUAGCUUGGAUUUUUACUUACGACUAGUAGGAUCUUCUCCAGUUUCAUUUUAUAAUUUUAAUAACUUCGUCUAGCAGUAUCACUGAAUAUCUUGCAUUACGGAAAUCUUUCGUCCUUAAACUCAUCUGGGACUUCUGUCGGUCUGAAUCCGGAUAAAGGAUAAGGGUUGGGAGUGGUGUUCGAAGCCCUUUGUUAAGGAAAGCUGCUCCGAAUCACUAAUCAGAGUUGGAGAUCCUUAGAUAAUGCAUGUACCUUUAUUUCUUUUGACACUUAUCAUUGGAGGGGCUCUGGAUAUGUCUGCAUUCAAAGUGUUUUGAACGUACUAGAAUUACUUAAUUCGAAUGAAGCCUUAAAUAUUCACUAACUGGAGGAUUCCGAAUUCCUUAUGUUACUCAUCUCUGUUUUUGGCCUAGGGCUUGAGAAGCAAAAUGAAGACGGCUUGGUGUCAUACACUAAUGCCUUCUGGUUGGUUACUUUCUGAUAUAAUAGCAACAGACUAAAGAGCAUAUUUAAACAUACGGAGGUUUGAGAAUAUAACGGAAAGCUAAGCUGGCGACUUAUUCCAAUACCAUAUUACUAGAACAAUUGAUAGGAUACCUAAAACUAGCUAAGCUGACCAUUAGUUAAUUUUCAGUUUCAUACUAUCGACAUUAAUCGUAUACUGACCCUUGGUCUCUGAUUCAGAAAGUCACAAGGCACUUGAAAUGUUUAGGAUAACAGUCUUCUUCGAUUUCACUUCAGAUGUCCUUUUAGAUUACGACUUCGGACUACAACUUGGGCGUGCUGGUUAGAUGAUCAUAAUUCCAUGCUUUCAAUCGCUGGCAACUUAAGUUUAUGAAAAAAAAACCUAUUACUUUAUGAUAAUCACAGAAGAGUCAGCUUAACUAGCAUGGUUUUUAAGCAUCUUUGCCCAUUAGACAUUUGAUUAGAACAUAGGGAUAGGAAACCUUGGGUAGAUCACAUACAUCUCAGGUUUGGCUUGAAAUGUAUCGACCAAUCGUCGUCUCGAGACAUAGUAAACCUCAACGGACUAAGACUAUAUCCGAUUGCGUUGAUCGAGAGGUCUUGUGAUAGCAUCUUUUAUUGAAAAGCGUUAAACAAAUAGAUAUAAUCGACGUAGAAAAUAGCAGAUGUAUACAUCAGUUUACAUUACCACAUUUCACCUCAGCAUAAUGAGAAUAAAUUCGCAAAAAGAUAAGAAGCUGAAAAUAACAAUGUUUUCCCUAUGAACACUGAAAAGGAGUAACGUAGUCGUAGCACUUAACUGUAGUUAGUAGGUGUUAAUUGCGGGUAUAAUAAUACGGUCAAGAUUU